Molecule: messenger RNA, 1713 nt
Organism: Racocetra persica
Lineage: Eukaryota; Fungi; Glomeromycota; Glomeromycetes; Diversisporales; Gigasporaceae
Source: the annotation of a GenBank genome assembly
AUGCAAUUAUUGCCUGAAUGUUUCGACGCUCUUAAAUAUGGUGCUUUUUGGAAGCAAACAGAGAAACCUUCGCUUGAAACUUUCUUGGAAUUCCGCUUAUGCGAAGGCGAUUUGGGACAAGAGGAAGUGGAGCACAAUCGAUACGUGGGUGAACUAAACACUAUUCUCAAAUAUCAUGCUAAAACGUCUGAAAUUGGGAAAGAGGUGCAACAGAUGUUAAAGAAUUUUCAGGCUAAGAGGCAAAAUAUUCUUGUAGAGAUCGAGUUUAUUGAGAAAAAAAGGGAAUUGCUUGAGAAGGAACAAAACGAACUUAAGGACCGGAUUUGUCUCGAACAGACCCGUCAUGUUUUGGAUGCGUCGAUAGAGACCCGAGAUCAGUGCCUUGCGGUACAAAAAUCGAUCACUAGGAAGCGCCUGUUGAAUGAGUCUAGCGAGCGUACCUAUAAGGAGUCGAUGACAGAAUCUGCCACACUGUAUUUAACACCACCGAUGACGGAGAUCGCAAGCCCAAAUUCAGAUUUAGGGAGUUUAGACGGAUCUAAGGCAACAUGUAACAUCGAAAGUGAUGAAAUUAAGACACGUUCGUAUCCAGAAAUAAUCGCAGAUAUCGGUAAUAAUCCGUUUUUAGACGAUAAAGCCACCAAAACAUCUACAAGCAUGAUAAAUAUCUCAAAUAUUUUGAACAAUCCAGAAAGUAGUGAAGUGGGGUCUCACUCAACAUCUACAAUUCUUACAAUUCCUCACAACUAUAACAUUUCAAAUAUCUCAUACGAUACAAGUAAUGAAAUAGUUGAUAAGCCAAUAAUUCCCACGACACCACCUCCUUAUUGCAAACAACCGCGAUUUAUAACUAAUAAUGAAUACAUAGAUAUGGUUUGGUCUCCAUGGUGUUUUUAUAAAAUUAUCGGUGGAAUAGAUAUUGAAGAAAAAAUAAUAGGCUUAUGUGAGAAAGAAAAGAAAGCAAAGAUAAAAUCGUCAUUAAGUUAUGGUAUUAUCGACCUGAAUGAUAGUAGGAUUAUGAAUGUCUUAGGACCAUCUGUAAAGGUUUAUUUUGAAGCGGAAAUGAAGAAAUAUAAACCACAAAGAUCCGUGUCAAAAGAAGCUUUAGAAACCUUGAAGUAUUUUAACGUAACAUCAUUAUCAGAGCUUGGAAAAGCUCUUUCAAAUAUCACUAUUAACUACGAAAAUCCAAAUAGAGAUAUUGUAUAUUUGCGUCAUUUGUUUGAGAAAUUUUCUGAAUUACAAGAAGGAUGGUAUAACAGCAAUAUUGUUGCACCAUUUUUCGAUGAUUGCUUAGCUUCACUUAAUGAUUGUAUCCUCCGACGUGGUGAAGUCGAAAGCAAAGCGCAAAAGUUAUUUGGAAUUAAAUCAUCAAAAAAGCCAAAAUAUGAUGGAAUCUUGUCAUUUAAUAGAAAAAUAGAGUUUAUUUAUGUAGAAACAGCAACUACAUCAAUAUUAUCAAAAAAAGACAAAGACUUGUCAAAAUUGCAUAGAGCAAUAGCUAUAAUGUUCAAGCUUAUAGUAUCCUCAUUACCAGAGAAAAUUGUAUACGAAAUAUCAGAUUUGCCUAUCCUCUGCAUUCAAUUCUGUGGUACUACAGCUGAUGUAUACCUUGCUAAUUGGCCAAUUAACAUGCGCCCAGUUGUUUUUUCAAUUUUUGAAUUUGAUAUUCCGGAACAAAUUACAUCUUUACCAAGUCUAACGAAUCAUUAA